CGAGAGAAGGGGACAAGAAGCCAAGAGGCAGCUGUAAGCACCAUUGUCACUGUCCUUCACAAUUUCCCCGGGAACCUCUCUCUCCCUCUCCUUCUCUUUCAUGAAAGUGAUGAACGAUAUUAUCGCACAUCAUCCUUGACUACUUCUUCUUCUUCUUCAUUUCCAUCAACUGUAUAGUCUCUCUGUCUCUGUCUCUGUCUCUAUCUCUCCUUCUAUUCUUUCAAAAUGGAAGUGUCUCAGCAAGGUGCUUUGACAAGCCUCAAUGGAAAUGCAGAAAGAGAAAACAAAGAGAGUAAGAGUUCACUUGUUGUUUGUUUCGGUGAAAUGUUAAUAGACUUUGUCCCAACUGUUGGCGGAGUUUCUCUUGCCGAAGCACCGGCUUUCAAAAAAGCUCCCGGAGGUGCUCCUGCCAAUGUCGCAGUCGGCAUUUCAAGACUUGGCGGUUCUUCGGCUUUCAUUGGCAAGGUUGGCAAGGAUGAGUUCGGGUACAUGCUUGCCGAUAUACUGAAAGAAAACAAUGUCGAUAAUUCCGGUGUUCGAUUUGAUCCCGGUGCAAGAACUGCGCUUGCAUUUGUCACUCUCCGAGCUGACGGUGAGCGGGAAUUCAUGUUCUUCCGCAAUCCAAGUGCUGAUAUGCUCCUCAAAGAGACCGAACUUGAUGCAAAUCUUAUCCAGAAGGCAUGUAUAUUUCACUAUGGUUCGAUCAGUUUGAUUGAAGAACCAUGCAGAUCAACACAUCUUGCAGCGAUGAAAAUUGCGAAAGCAUCAGGUAGUAUCUUGUCUUAUGAUCCUAAUCUAAGACUUCCACUUUGGCCAUCUGCCGAAGCAGCCCGACAAGGAAUUAUGAGCAUAUGGAAUGAAGCCGAUAUUAUCAAGAUAAGUGAGGAAGAGAUCACAUUUUUGACCGGAGGGGAUGAUCCAUACAACGACAAAGUUGUGCUUGACAAACUUUUUCAUCCAAAUCUGAAACUGCUACUGGUGACUGAAGGGCAAGAUGGAUGCAGAUAUUACACUAAGAAAUUCAAUGGCAAGGUCAGUGGUGUAAGAGUUGAAGCUGUUGAUACAACCGGUGCUGGUGAUGCCUUUGUGAGUGGCAUACUUACCAGCUUGUCGUCUGACCUGAAUCUUUACCAGGAUGAGAAGAAGUUGAGGGAUGCUCUCAUGUUUGCAAACACAUGUGGUGCAAUAACAGUAACAGAGAGAGGGGCAAUACCUGCACUACCUACAAGAGAUGCAGUCCUUCAACUAUUACCGGCAUAAAGACAGUCAGAAUUCUGUUAGCAUAUGCAACAUGUAGUAGAUGCUUGCUUUCUGGAUUGGUGAGACCAUCCAAGAACACUCCUGGUUAAACUGUGCUGUAUAUCCUUGAGUGAUCAAACCAAGUAAUAAUAAGAUACAAUAUUUAUAA
Messenger RNA from Dioscorea cayenensis subsp. rotundata (Guinea yam), 1408 nucleotides. RefSeq names its product probable fructokinase-7. Gene Ontology annotation, molecular function: fructokinase activity. The coding region runs from base 226 to 1260 and encodes 344 amino acids. The record is from RefSeq and is a predicted model, not a curated record. Gene Ontology annotation, cellular component: cytosol. NCBI's taxonomy places the organism in Eukaryota, Viridiplantae, Streptophyta, Magnoliopsida, Dioscoreales, Dioscoreaceae. Gene Ontology annotation, biological process: fructose metabolic process. The transcript is spliced from 7 exons.